CGACAGAAUGAGGUCAGGAGUUCCGCGUCGCCAUGUUGAUUUUAGUUACGUCAGUCUAGCUAGCAGCAGCGCUGCCACCACUAUGAAAGAGACGCUCUGACCGCGGCGAAACUCACCAUUUGAGGGGUGAUAUUGGCGCCUUACAGAUGAAGCUCCGGUAAGCAGGCAUCUCCACAUCCACGAUGCUGGCCCGUCUUUUCCGCCUCCACGGCCUGCUGGUGGCCUCCCACCCCUGGGAGGUGAUAGUGGGGACCCUGGCCGUCACCGUCUGCCUCAUGAACAUGAACAGCUCACCGACCAGCAGUCAGAUGUGCAGCUGGAACAACUGUCCCAAGGUUGAAGAGGAGGCCCCCGGUAGUGAUAUAAUCGUUUUGACCAUCACUCGCUGCAUGGCUAUUAUUUAUAUCUACUUCCAGUUUAAGAACCUCCUUCAGCUGGGAUCCAAAUAUAUUCUGGGUAUUGCUGGAUUGUUUACAGUGUUUUCCAGCUUUGUUUUCAGCACAGUGGUCAUCCACUUCUUCGGGAAAGAACUAACCGGUCUUAAUGAAGCUCUGCCGUUCUUUCUCCUGCUCAUUGACCUGUCCAAAGCCUGCACUUUGGCUAAAUUUGCCCUCAGCUCCAACUCCCAGGAGGAGGUGAGGGAGAACAUAUCCAAGGGCAUGGCUAUCCUCGGCCCCACAUUCACCCUCGACGCUCUCGUUGAGUGUCUGGUUAUAGGAAUUGGCACCAUGUCGGGCGUUCCUCAGUUGGAGAUCAUGUGUUGUUUUGGCUGCAUGUCUGUUCUGGCCAAUUACUUUGUUUUCAUGACGUUCUUCCCAGCGUGCGUCUCUCUGGUCCUCGAGCUGUCCAGGGAAAGUCGGGAAGGCCAUCCCAUCUGGCAGAUGAGCCACUUGGCUAACGUUCUGGCUGAGGAAGAAGAUAACAAGCCCAACCCUGUGACCCAAAGAGUUAAAAUCAUCAUGUCUCUCGGUUUGGCCUUGGUCCACGCCCACACUCGGUUAACAGCUGAGCAUUCGGGUCGCAAUCGCACAGCAGAGGGACCCGUAGCCGAGAGACUGGAAUCAGCUGGGACCGCGUGGCCCCUGAAACUCACCAGCAUGGAGCUGGAACAUGUGAUAACUCUCGGCCUGGCGCUGCUCCUCGCCAUCAAGUACGUCGUCUUCGAGCAGGCGGACACCGAGUCCUCCCUGUCUCUCAGGAGUCCCAUUAGCGGCGCCUCUCUGAUUCAGAAGCCCCGGGCAGCCGACGGCUGCUGCAGGAGGGACCAAUCGGCUGCCAGGAAAAGCUCAGCGGGUGUCUUAGCAACCGGGGUUGCUUCCUCGGCGGUCUCAGACGUUAAACCGUUGCCUGAGGGUGAUACUACCUGUAAAGUGAGACGAAGCGUUUCAGUGGAGGCCGGCGGCUGUGGAGCAGAACCUCGCUCACUGGAGGAAUGCAUGGCCGUCCUCUCAGACCCUCAGAGCGGUCCAAAAAUGCUGACGGAUUCAGAAGUGAUCGACCUGGUGACGGCUAGGAAGAUCCUGAACUACAAACUGGAAGCGCUGCUGGAGACUCCAGAAAGGGGCGUGGCCAUCAGGAGAGAGAUGCUGGCGCGUAAACUUCCUGUCAGCUCAGCUUUGUCUGGUCUGCCUUACAAAGGCUACGACUAUUCAAAGGUGAUGGGCGCUUGCUGCGAGAACGUCAUCGGCUACAUGCCGGUGCCAGUGGGCGUGGCCGGCCCGCUGCUGUUGGACGGCCAGCAGUUUCACGUCCCCAUGGCGACCACGGAGGGCUGCCUCGUGGCCAGCACCAACAGAGGCUGCAGGGCCGUUUCUCUGAGCGGGGGCUGCAGCAGCAGGAUCCUGGCCGACAGCAUGACCAGGGGUCCUGUGGUGAGGCUGCCCUCGGCGUGCCGGGCCGCAGAGGUCAAAAUGUGGCUGGAGACCUCGGACGGGUUCGGCUUGGUCAAGGAAGCCUUCGACGAGACCAGCAGGUUUGCCCGUCUGGAGAAGCUGCUGGCCUGUGUGGCAGGAAGAAACCUUUACAUUCGCUUCCAGUCGCAGACGGGCGACGCCAUGGGGAUGAACAUGCUCUCUAAGGGGACGGAGCAGGCUCUGAGUCGGCUCAAGCAGCACUUUCCAGACGUGGAGGUCCUGUCUCUCAGUGGUAACUACUGCACUGACAAGAAAUCUGCUGCCAUCAACUGGAUCCUGGGUCGGGGGAAGUCCGCUGUGUGUGAAGCCACCAUCCCUGCCAAGGUGGUGAGGGAGGUUCUGAAGAGCAGCACGGCCGCUCUGGUGGAUCUGAACAUCAGUAAGAACCUGGUGGGCUCGGCCAUGGCCGGCAGCAUAGGGGGCUUCAACGCGCACGCCGCCAACAUCGUCACCGCCGUCUUCAUCGCCUGCGGACAGGACCCGGCUCAGACUGUGGGGAGCUCCAGCUGCAUCACUCAGAUGGAGGCCGCCGGCCCAGACGGAGACGACCUGUACAUCAGCUGCACCAUGCCGUCCAUGGAGCUGGGCACGGUGGGAGGAGGCACCAACCUGCCGCCACAGCAGGCCUGUCUGCAGAUGCUCGGUGUCGCCGGCCCCAACCAGCCGGGAGAGAACGCUCGCCAGCUGGCCCGUGUAGUGUGCGCCACCGUCCUGGCGGGGGAGCUGUCUCUGAUGGCCGCUCUGGCAGCAGGACACCUCGUCAAAAGUCACAUGACUCACAACAGAUCUAAAACCGACCUGCCGGAGAUGGCUUUCCCAACGGCCGAGACAAACGUCCCCAAGCGUUGACUCUUCGUCCAAAACUGCUAUAAACACAACCUGUGUUUAGUUGCUCUCUGACUGCAAAUGUUUUUUUUUUUUUUGUUUCCCAGUCGAGAUGUUACCGUUACUAACGUGUGCUAUUUAUUUGCAUCUGACUUUUUUUUUUUUUUUUUUUUUCCCAUCCUGGACGAUCAGCUAACUGAAUCAGAGAUGUGAGAAAACCUGCAUGGUUGUUAAACAGGUUUAAACCUGGCUUUGCAUUUGCCAAAAGCUUGCUGGAGAUGGCGCCGCGGACGUGUGUGAGGCCAUUUCUGCUCACGUUUCAAACCCUGAAUGUGUGAUUUUUUCCUGCCAGUGUUACAAGCUCCCAUUCGUGCCAUCCUCCCUGACUAAAAGCGUGCUGCUGUAUACUGUGUAUACUGCGGAGCGGCCAUGACUGCCGGUCUUCUUGGUUCCCGCUCGGAUCCACUAACUAGUCGUUACCGCUGGGAGACAAGAAACUUAAAGCAAUAUUUAUUUAUUUUGAACAUUUUCAUGUGAAAGUAUUAGAUUCCUGUAGGUGGUGAAUGUUGAAGAACGGUUGUGAUGUCUCAGUGGGUUUUAGAUCGGACAGAUUCUUGUUUUGCCAUCCUCAGAAGUGGCCUUAUGUGUUACAAGUGGAGCUUUACAUAGAAUAUCCAAUUCAAAGAAAUUUUUUACACUUGUAAUCAUAUUUAAAAAAUAAAACACUACCUUUCUA
This is a messenger RNA of Xiphophorus hellerii (green swordtail), 3474 nucleotides long. RefSeq names its product 3-hydroxy-3-methylglutaryl-coenzyme A reductase-like. Bases 183 to 2762 code for a protein of 859 amino acids. The record is from RefSeq and is a predicted model, not a curated record. Gene Ontology annotation, molecular function: protein binding; hydroxymethylglutaryl-CoA reductase (NADPH) activity; NADP binding. Lineage: Eukaryota; Metazoa; Chordata; Actinopteri; Cyprinodontiformes; Poeciliidae. Gene Ontology annotation, biological process: coenzyme A metabolic process; isoprenoid biosynthetic process; sterol biosynthetic process. Gene Ontology annotation, cellular component: endoplasmic reticulum membrane; peroxisomal membrane. The transcript has 20 exons.